CCUAUUGUCCUCCUAUAAACAUGGAUGGCUGGAAAUACCUGUUGCUGAUGCUGGCAUUGGCAGCAAUAGUUUCGAUAUCAACUGGACAUAGGGGAGGAAACCAUGGUGCUGAACGCAGUGACGAAAGCGACAGAGACGAUGACGAUUGGGAAGAUGACGAUAUAGAUGAUGACGACAGAGAUGAUGACGACAGAUAUGAUGGCUGCCGAAAUAAUAAUGUGUGCUGCAACUACGUGAACCACAUGAUCAACGUGACCCAAUGGGUAGAACAUCCCUGUAAUGGAUCCGAGGAUGGCCGGACUGAAAGGAGCUAUCGGGAAGAACCGAUAUGUUACAAAAAGAUGGAGUACAUUGUGAAUAUCACAGUGUGUUAUAAGGUCUGCUGUGAGGGGUGGGUGAGGGAUGAAUAUGGCCUCUGUACAGUUCCUUCACCUCCUGAGAUACAGUGUGAAAAUGGCGGUACCCCGGACCCUACAGGCAGUGCCCACUGUCUGUGUUCUAAUGACUUCACGGGCAGACAGUGCGAAACAGCCGUGUGUCAUCCCCCAUGUGACAAUGGCGGGGAGUGUAUCCCAGAGAAUGGACAUUCUAUUUGUCUCUGUUCAGAAGGAUUCAUUGGCACACAAUGUGAACAGCCUCUUUGUCCCGAGAGGUGUCAAAAUGGAGGUUCCUGUGUAUCCAUGGGGUACUAUGCUGCUUGUCAGUGUCCUCCGGGCUUCUCAGGCAUGGCGUGUGAACACAGGGUGCGACCUGGAACGUGCCCGUCCAUUCGGGACAUGGGAGAUCUCCGAUCAACACAUAGGGGCUGUACUUUUGAUGACCAUUGUCCAAACAGCGACAAAUGUUGCCCUUCAAGAUACGGCAAGUUUUGUGUGACCCCUGGCACACCGACUUGUCUUCAUGACGGUCAGCACUACAAAGCGGGCGAGGAAGUCAGCAGAGGUGUUUGUGAGAAGUGUACGUGUAUCCGACCGUCCAUCCUCCACCAGAACGAUGAUGAAUUUGCCUGCUACACUAUUGACUGUCCACCUCUCAGCUGUACAGAUUAUAUCUAUCACAAAGACAAGUGCUGUCCCGUGUGUAAUGUUAAACUCCCGCGUGAACCACAAAUUUCUGACUGUCCAACUAAAACUAUAGAGUUAGCAGUUCAAGCAGAUAAGAACAUGAUCAACGUCGCAGAGAGGUUUAAGAGUAUCCACGCUCUUGACCACAAAAUGAAUGUUUUGAAGGUGACCUUCUCCCAUGUUUACUUGAGAUCAUGUGCCUGUAACUACACCGAACUUGACAUUCAACAGAUAUCCGUCGUAUCAGAACCGGACACUUACGGCAGAGUGGCCUACUGCUCAUUCACUGUCAAGGUCAUUGACGUGCACUCUCCCAGAUUUAGUCACUGUCCUUCUAUGAUCAGCGCUUUCACUGACGAGAAAAUAAUAUGGCGAUCUCCUGCAGUCUCUGACAACGUCGGAGUCCGGGAGAUGAAUUUCAGGGCUAAAUAUGCCAACAACACCAUGUUUCCGGAAGGAAAACAUUAUGUUGAGUACUACGCGAAGGACUUUCAUAAGAACGUCGCUAUCUGUCGUAUCCCCGUCUCAGUCUAUACCAGAGGUACUACCGAUCCUUCACUACCGGUCGGCAUGAGAAUGUCGUCGACCGACAGGAGCAAGCACAACUUGUACAUAGGUGUAGGUGUAGGAGCUGCUGUACUGUUGUUACUGCUAUUACUGGGGAUGCUAUACUGCAGAAGUCUCCGCAAAUCUUCACCUCCUCAACAGGCUCCCGUCACAAAGGACAAAACGGCGAACGCUUUCGACAAUGGAAUCUACUCUGAGGGUGUGCGUCCACCACCUUAUGACAACAUCGCUUUCGAGGGAGAGAAGGGCGGACCUCCCUCGUAUAAACCUGGAACUCCACCUCCCGUCUAUCGGGCCAAUAGCACGGCGCCAGACUACGAAAGUAUCGCAGUGUCGUCUGUGACUAGCGGUGUUGAAAACCAGUUAUACAUGGAUGAAAGUAUGUACCAUUCUAUCCCAGCCGCUUCCGUCCUCUCAAACAAAGAGGGCGAGGGAGAAAACAGUCCUCCGCCUUCCUUCAGUGGCGUCCCCACCAGUCCCGACCACUAUGAACAGUUAGACGUGCAAUCUGUGGCCAGCAAAGUCGUCUACGAUGAGCCGAAUCAGGGGAAAACGACGUAGAAAAUUAUGUAGUUUGUUCAUAUAAUCAAUUACGGAGUAGUCAUUUUUAUUUACGUGUACAAUUGUAACCAUUUUCUUUUUUCAAUCUAUUUAACCAGUAAAGAUUGUUUAUAUCAUACACAGGGGAUCGCUGUACUGACAAACGAUUACAUCCAGUUCAAAUAAAAUAUUUAACACGUUGUUGAUGCAGUCAUUUAGACAUUUGAUAUUUAAUCUCUCUUUGUAAAAUAAUAUGAACACACUGUUUCAUCAUAAGAUACAAAAUUCACAUGCGAGUAAGCGGAAAACCAUACAUUGACACUUAUCAUGCUAUUGAUAUGAAAGAACAGCCUGGCAAUUCCAUACCACUAAUCAGAAAGACCUUGUUCUAGAAGGGACUGGCAUAAUUUGCCUCUGGCUGGUAUGGAUUAGCACCAGAAGGAGAGAUUAACAAUAAAUUAACAUUGAUCAGCACGGAGCUGCGCUUGGAGGAGGCAUUGACCAUUUCCCGUACCAAUCUCCAGCAUAUGGUAGAAUUUGCAAUCGAGAGUGGGAAUGACCAUACUUCGCAACCACUUGCCACAUUUAAAAGAGGGACUAACUAUACCCCGCUAACACUGACCAGCAGGGAAUUCCAUUAGAAAUAUGGACUGACCAUAUGUCUCCGGAACAUUGAUGACGUCCAUCUAAUACGCGAAUUGACAUAUAUUUGUUAUCCCCUUUUCUCCUUUCGUUACCAUGUUUAUAGCAGUGUUUAUGAUUUAUAAUCAAGAUGCAGUGACUUGAUAUUAAAAUUACAAAAUUAUAAGUGACAAAAUUUUGAUUGUGAUCUUUUUAGCUUAAAACGUAAUUAUU
Molecule: messenger RNA, 3026 nt
Organism: Ylistrum balloti
Lineage: Eukaryota; Metazoa; Mollusca; Bivalvia; Pectinida; Pectinidae
Product: protein jagged-1b-like
Exons: 12
Coding region: 21-2192 (723 amino acids)
Cellular component (GO): extracellular region
Molecular function (GO): protein binding; peptidase inhibitor activity
Source: RefSeq, a predicted model, not a curated record